Thunnus maccoyii (southern bluefin tuna) is the source of this 2366-nucleotide messenger RNA. Its product is annotated as Carbohydrate sulfotransferase 1-like. Bases 340 to 1608 code for a protein of 422 amino acids. Gene Ontology annotation, biological process: keratan sulfate proteoglycan metabolic process; N-acetylglucosamine metabolic process. The record is from RefSeq and is a predicted model, not a curated record. The transcript is spliced from 4 exons. Lineage: Eukaryota; Metazoa; Chordata; Actinopteri; Scombriformes; Scombridae. Gene Ontology annotation, molecular function: keratan sulfotransferase activity; N-acetylglucosamine 6-O-sulfotransferase activity.
GCUGCAGCACACAGCGCUCCCUCCGCCUCACACACACACACACACACGCGCGCACACACACACACAGACAAACACAAACACACACUUUUACAAAUGCAUCGUAGAAGACUGGACUGGCCUGGAAAAUAUCUGAUCGAGCGCGUUCAUGAGUAAAUGUCUGGUUUUGCACUGUUUGUGAUUAAUGGAACAUCAAAAGCCGAUCUCAGCUCAGUGUGAUACAUUCCUGAGGAUAUGAGUCUGCCAGGGACAUAUAAACAUCAUUAAUGAACAAGAGGCAGACUGGAAAGACAGAGUGACAGAAAGAGGAGUGAAGGAUGUAGAGCCAGAGGGGGGGGCAGGAUGGAGUGCUCCUGGAAGACGGUGCUGCUGCUGGUGUGUGCCUCUCUGGGAGUCCAGUACACGGCCAUCCGCACCCUGAGGGAUUCGCUGUCUGGACCCUGUCAGGGAUCCUACCACUGCCAGACCAGACAUCACCGAGACUCCAGGUGGAGAGCUUUGUGCGAUGACAAUUGGAUGCCCGUCGAGUCGCCUCGGAAGCACAUCCUGCUGUUUGCCACCACACGCAGUGGCUCAUCCUUCACCGGUCAGCUCCUCAACCAGCACCCCGGGAUGUUCUAUGUGUUUGAGCCUCUCUACCACGUCCAGCAGGCCUUCACCAACUCCAGCAGCAGGCUGCGUCGCACCUUGGACCGCCGGGCCCUACUGGGAGCAUACAGGGACCUCCUCCUCAAUCUGUACACCUGCGACCUUCACUUUAUGGAGAGCUAUAUUCGUCCUGAGCCACAGGACCACAUCACAAGUUCUUUCUUCCGCCGAAGCUCCAGCCACGCCCUUUGUUCCCCUCCUGUGUGCCUGGAAGGAGGGGAUGGAGUGGGCUCUGAUCCACCUGAUGAAACCUGGUGUCCUAAGAAGUGCGGGGCACUGAACCUCACCUUGGCCUCUAUGUCAUGUCUGUCAAGGGAACACAUAGCCAUAAAGACAGUUCGGGUCCCUGAAGUGGGGGACCUGCGCACCCUGACUGAAGAUCCGCGUCUGGACCUGAAGAUCAUCCACCUGGUGAGGGACCCCAGAGCCAUCCUAGCCUCACGCAUGAUGGCGUUUUCAGAUCAGUUUCGUGCUUGGAAAAUAUGGAAUGCAACAGGACGGCAGCCACGAUAUGUGGACCUGUCACAGAUCACCAGCACCUGUAAGGACAUGGCGGCCUCUGCAGAAACAGGCCUGCAAAGGCCAGCCUGGCUGCGGGGACGCUACCUGCUGGUGCGGUAUGAGGACCUGGCUUUCAACCCAAAGGACAAGGCUGCUGAGAUCUACAGGUUCAUUGGGCUGGAGAUGGAGGACAGGGUGCAGAUGUGGAUCGCAAAGAACACCAACAGUAACGUGUCAUCUCCGUCUGAGUGGAACUACAGGUAUUCCACCACCAGAGACUCCAGAGCGACAGCAGAGAGCUGGAGGCUUCGUCUCGGCUUUGAUAUCGUGAGGACUGUGCAGAAUCUUUGUAAUGACACUCUGGCUCUGCUGGGAUACAGGCAAGUUCACUCCGCAGCUGGACUCAGAAACCUUUCCCAUAGUUUAGUGGAACCCCGGACCUUUCAGCCGGUCACAUGGUAGAUUUGAUUUCUUUUUUUUUUUUUAAUCUCACUGUUAUUUAUUUAUUUAUUUAUUUAUUACCGCUGACUUUCCCCUCUGUCAUACAGAAAUAAUGAAUGUAUUUUAUAUUAUUUUUGAAUAAUUUAAAAAGUAAUUUAUUAUCACUCAUAUUUUCACUUUUUAUGGUUUUGUUAGAUAUUAAAAGUGCCAAAUUUAAAGAGUGUGUGAUGCCAGAAAAGGUAUUGAUCUUAACUAAAGUGUAUACUGCUGUAUGUGUUGACAGAAUACCCCUCUUUACUUGUACAGCAAAACCUUGAGGUAUUCUAGUUUUAUUUUAUUUUUUCUCCACUAUUUAAUUUUCUCAUCAUCUUAGUGUUUACUGGGUUUAAAAGAGGAAAAAAGGACACUUCAAAGAAUCCAGGUACAAUUUCAGAGUAAAUCUGACCUUAAGUCUUAUAAAAAGUGAUUUUCUUGAAGGUGAGACACACAGGAAGCGAGGGGGUUUAUUUGCAAAAAGAGAAAAAAGAAGAAAGAAAUUAUAGGGCUUGUCUCCUGAGUGUCUCUAAUGCAUUCUGGAAAAGGAUUAAAAUGUCACAUGUUGUAGGUAGAAAAUCUUUGCCAGUGCAAUCUUCUGAAGCACACAGCAGCUCUGUUUCCUAAGUGAAGAUGUUCAGAAUAUAUGAGAAUAUGUUUGUUUUUUUCUUUACUGUAAAUGCUUAAAUACUAUUAAUACUGGUUAACUGUUGCAAUGCAAGUGUGCAAAUGUUGUGUAGUGGACA